Molecule: messenger RNA, 1659 nt
Organism: Hydatigera taeniaeformis
Lineage: Eukaryota; Metazoa; Platyhelminthes; Cestoda; Cyclophyllidea; Taeniidae
Source: the annotation of a GenBank genome assembly
AUGAUUCUACUACAGGCCCGAGAACGCGCUUAUCUCUCAUGGAUUAAUUCGAAAGUCUCCGCCGUGUGUCCUGGAAUGUCAUUGCGCUCGUUGGACGACGAGGGCAUGCGAAAUGGCACCGCAUUGGCUGAACUAAUUGAUGCUGCCUCCGCCUCUAGAAUAAACAUAAAAUCACCAUGCACAACAGAGGCAGAGAAGAUCGCCAACAUCCGUGAAAUCCUCCGGCGCCUCCGCGACCUCAAUGUCCCCGUUUCAACCAUUCAGGCGGAAGACAUUGUAUACGGCAACAAGGAUAGCAUCAUGCGGCUCCUGUUGGCUAUUUCUGCCUCUUUUAUGCCCAGCCACAUACACGACGUGAAGCACGAGAUUCGCGAUCGACACGCAGCUUUUGGUGGACAGAGAGUUUGGCACCACGUGACCAAUGUCGGUUCUGAGGCGGCCCUGGCACAAAACCGCCUCUUUCCAACCACCUACCGUCUGCAGCCUAUAACAAUUCACCGUCUCGUUCCAGCUGUACGGCCACCACUUCUACAUGUGACCACGGCGCCUGUGCAACAGAUGGCUCAGCAAAAAAACGCAAAACUCACAACAACUUCGCUCGCGCGCCGCAUAUCCAGCCACAUAUACAAUCGGAGCAUGGAUAAAGGCAAACAAAUGUACCAACAACAGCAGUCUCUACAACAGGAUCAAAACAGCCAAAGUAAGCUAAGAUCGUGGGAGAAUCUCGUACUAAGGGAAGAACAGCAGAAGCCUAUGAGAGCAUCGAAAUCCCUCAAUGCUCUACAUGGCCGAACAUUUGUAUCAAAUAGCUUUGGAAAGAAGAACAAUGCGCCCAGAGAAGAGAUUUAUGAGUAUUCGUUGAGUGAUCGUCGCCUUCAUCGCAUCUCACAGGCAGCCACCGACCGUAGCAACGCAUCCUCCGACCUCAUCGAUCGAUUCGUAACACAAUGGGGCAAAUGUAGAGGCUUUAGGUGGUCAAGGCUAAGCGAGACAGGUAGACUGUCAUUGUGGGGUAGGAUUGCCGAAUUAAUGGGUCGACAAGGAACUGCUUUCCCGACCAAUUCUUCCCAGCAGAAAAGCUCCUCAACAAAAAAGACUCGUGGAAGCAUGGACGGUUAUGUAAAUCACGGCUUCUCCGACUCACCUUCCAUCACCACCACACAGUUGAGGAAAAUUGCACCUCCACUGGCUCAGAUAGCCAAGUUUCGUUUCGAUUUGGCGGGUGUGAAGUCGGAGCUCAUGCAAUUGCAGGAAGUGGGUGCGCAAGUUGAUGAAAACUUUAAGAACGGGGGCAUACAACGACAAAGGACCAAUUCCACUGGCGAUGAGACCUUUCCGAGAACUUCAACGACAAUUGAAAGCUUGCAUCGGCUACUGAAGGUUCGAACGGAGGCAAUGGACGCAUGUUUGGUUGACAAUGCCGAACUACGCCAAGCUGUAGGCGAGUUGACCUCGUCACUGAAACGCCUUCAAACGGAGAACGAAAACCUUCGACAGCGGAUAACUGGAAACCCUACCACAAUCGUCAACUCCAAUGGUCCUCGUACGUGGAGCUUUAGCUCAGAGAGCAUCCCCAACACCCCGUGCAGUCCACUGGACACGGUUCAGCAGACAAAUUUUAGGCUGGAAAAUGGUCAAUCCUACUCCACUUUGACGUGA